UCACCACCUCCGGCACCGGCAGUGCAGUUGCUCGCCGGAUCGCCUCUCCUCUCCGCUUCCGAUCAUGGACGUCGCCGCCUUCUCCACCUCUGCAAACCUCAUCCCCUCCCCAUUCACCUCCGGCACUCCGUCCUCCCGCGCCCACCGCCUCUCCCUCCGCUCCUCACGGCGGCGGCGCCAUCCGCUUCCGGCCGUCCGAUCCCAUCCCUCCGCCUCCGCCCCCGCCUCCGUAUCGCACCACGAUGUGGUGGUCGUGGGCGCCGGGAUCGUAGGGCUCUCCAUCGCCCGCCACCUCCUCCUCCACACCCCGCUCUCCGUCGCCGUCGCCGACGCCGCCGUCCCCUGCUCCGGCGCCACCGGCGCAGGGCAGGGGUACGUGUGGAUGUCGCACCGGACGCCCGGGAGCGACACGUGGGAGCUGGCGGUGCGCAGCAAGCAGCUGUGGGAGGACCUCGCGGCCGAGAUGGACGGCCUUGGCGGCGGCGGCGCGCGCGAGAGUCUUGGGUGGAUGAAGACAGGAAGCUUAUUAGUUGGAAGAACCUCUGAAGAGCUUGCUACACUGGAGGAAAAGACCAAGGUUCUGACUCAGGCGGGCAUAAAUGCAGAGUGCUUGGCCGCCACUUCGCUGCAUGCAUUAGAACCUGCACUCUCUGUCGGAAAUGAUGGUGGUGCUAUGUUCUUACCUGAUGACCGCCAAAUUGAUGCGUUCCAGGCCGUAUCUUUGAUUGAAAAGACCAAUAGCUCAUAUUCCCCGAAAGGGAGAUACAUGGCGCUCUACAAUGAUCCUGCCAUGUCAUUGAUUAGAUCAGAGGUUACUGGAAGAGUUGAAGCUGUCCAAACUUCUAAGAACAUCUUAUAUGGCAGAAAAGCUAUUGUAGUUGCUUCUGGUGCUUGGACUCGAUCCUUAUUGCAUAGUUUCCUAGGACCAAAUUCUACGUUGGAUAUUCCAGUCAAGCCACGGAAGGGUCAUCUACUUGUGUUGGAGAAAUUCGAAAAGCUUAAGCUGAAUCAUGGCAUAAUGGAGCUAGGAUAUGUUGACCAUCAGGGUGCUAAGUCAAAUAGCUUACCUUUGUCUUCAAAAUCAAAUGAAGAUGAGGAUGACGCUUCAUCCAUAUCAAUGACCGCAACAUUAAAUACAAAGGGCCAUUUAGUUCUAGGAAGCAGUCGCGAGUUUAAAGGAUUUUCGAGGGAGGUUGAUAAAUCAAUAUUGAAGAGUAUAUGGGACCGUGCAGGGAAAUUUUUUCCUUCCCUCAACAAUAUUCGUCUUGAUAUUGAUGAGGCCAAAGAAAUCAGAAUUGGGCACCGCCCUUAUAUGCCUGAUGGGAAACCAGUUAUUGGCUUUGUUCCGGAUCUGUCAAAUGUUUUGAUUGCGACAGGACAUGAAGGAAGUGGACUUGCUUUGUCAUUAGGUACUGCUGAAAUGGUCACGGAUAUGAUUCUUGGUAAUGCUGGAAGAGUGGACUUCACGCCUUUCUCCAUAGAAAAUAGAUUUUCAGAGUGACCAUUUAUCCGCAGGCCCUCCUUGAGCUCCUCAAGCGUCAAAGAUCCGUCCUUGUCCUUGUCCAUCGUGUGGAACAUCUGAGUGUAGUUGUCGAUCUCCUCCACUGGUAAACUCUUGGCAACGAUCUUCAUUUAUCAUUGGCAAAUGAUUCAUAUCGAAGAAUAUCACACCGGAAGAAAAUCAAGAAAUAAUGUCACCUAGUUCUGUACAACUUACUCCAAGUGCCUUCUUUUUGAACUUGUUCAUGGAUGAGAAUUGCUUAAGUCUAGAUCGAACAAGCUCCCCAAGCGACACAUUUGGAGCCUUAUCGGCGUUCUUGAGCCACGGAUGCUCUGUUUUGUAGGAGGAGGAAUGCUCUUAGUUGUGCAUCUCUGGACUUCAAGUUUUCCAAUAUAUUAUCAAUAAAUAAUAAAAAUUAUUGCA
Molecule: messenger RNA, 1924 nt
Organism: Lolium rigidum
Lineage: Eukaryota; Viridiplantae; Streptophyta; Magnoliopsida; Poales; Poaceae
Product: glycine oxidase
Exons: 10
Coding region: 65-1501 (478 amino acids)
Cellular component (GO): cytoplasm
Molecular function (GO): oxidoreductase activity
Source: RefSeq, a predicted model, not a curated record